AUGGAGACUAGACAAGAAGACACUGGAACUACUCUAGUUACUAAUGACCUCAAGCUGAGGUUUGAAGAUUUCAAACCUGACCACUUGAGAUAUAUCGGAGUUGCAGAGGUGGUCGAGGCCAACCGGUCAAAUUCAAUGGACGACAUGGACAAAGAGGGGCUCGGCGAUGCGUACACAAAAGAUGGGUCGCUCAAUUGUCAUGGCAAACCAGCCAUGAAAGGGAAGACUGGUGGAUGGAGAUGUGGAACGUUGUUACUAGUGAACCAAGGAUUAGCCAACCUUGCGUUCGCCGGAGUGGAAGUGAAUAUGGUUCUCUUCUCAAAAUCUGUACUGAGGCAGACUAAUGCAGAGGCAGCGAACACAUUCAGUAGAUGGAUGGGAACCCUUUAUCUCUCCUCUUUGAUGGGUGCUUUUCUUAGUGAUUCCUAUUUGGGAAGAUACUUGACUUGUGUCACAUUUCAACUUGUCUCAGUUACUGGAUUGUUAGCACUGUCCUUAUUAACCCACUCAUUUCUACUCGAGCCUCAUGGCUGUGGCCACAUUGGUAGCCUAUGUGAUCCUCAUUCACCAGCUCAAGUUGCUAUGUUCUACAUAUCUAUUUAUUUAAUCGCAAUAGGAAAUGGAGCCCCUGAACCUGCUCUAGCUGUAUUUGGUGCAGACCAGUUUGAUGAGGAGGAUCACAGAGAAAAGAAAUCAAAAUCUUCAUUUUACAGUUACUUUUAUGUGGCACUCAACCUUGGAUGCUUGUUUUCCGAGACGGUUCUGGUUUAUUUGGAGACAAUGGGGUAUUGGGUUUUGGGAUUUUGGAUAUGUGCUGGUUGUGGUAUAUUUGGAUUUACGUUGCUGGUUAGUGGGACUUUGAGGUAUAGGCACUUCAAGCCUUCUGGUAAUCCCUUCUCCAGGUUCUCUCAAGUCAUUGUAGCUUCCUUGAGGAAAAUAAGUCUUCAAGUACCCUUCAAUGGAGAAGGACUUUAUGAAGUUCAUGAAAGGGAAACUGAAACUAAUGGCCUAAGAAUCUCCCACGCCAAUGACUUCAAAUUUCUUGAUCGAGCUGCUAUUAUGACCCAAACAGACAUGAUCUUGAAAACAACAAACGCAGGCCAAACUCCAAAUCCAUGGCGUCUUUGCACCGUAACUCAAGUUGAAGAAGUGAAAUCCGUGCUGAGGUUAUUACCUGUAUGGUUUUGUACCAUCAUGUCCUCCAUGGCAUUCAUACAAAUGAUUUCUCUUUUUGUCGAACAAGGAGCUGCCAUGAAAACAAUAAUCUCAAAUUUCCAUAUCCCUCCCGCCAGCAUGACAGCAUUUGACAUUGUAAGCAGCUCUGCGUUCAUUCUAUUAUAUGACAAAAUCAUUGUUCCUUUAUACAUCAAAGUAACAAAAAGAGAACCAAAAACUUUAUCUGAGCUACAAAGAAUCGGAAUUGGGUUGGCCAUUGCAGUAUUAGCUAUGAUUACGGCAGGCGUUGUUGAACAAAAUAGGCUAAAUAAUGCAAGUGAGAGUGGUGAAGAGACAAGCUCUCUAAGUAUUUUCUGGCAGGUUCCACAAUAUGUGCUUGUGGGAGUGUCGGAAGCAUUCCUUUAUGUUGCACAAAUGGAAUUUUUUGCAUCACAAACGCCAGAUGGAUUAAAAAGCUUGGGGAUUGCUUUGUCCAUGUCAUCAACAGCAAUCGGUAGUUAUGUGUGUAGCAUGAUUUUGACAGUGGUGAUGGCGAUAACAACCAAGAAUGGGAAGCCGGGUUGGCUUCCUCCCAAUUUGAAUGAUGGACAUUUGGACAGAUAUUUCUUUCUAUCAGCCACUUUGACUGCCCUGAAUUUAGGUCUUUUUAUUGUGUGUGCAAAGCGAUACAAGUGCAUAUCACUAGAAAAACGAGAUGAUGAGGGAAGUUAA
Molecule: messenger RNA, 1887 nt
Organism: Pistacia vera
Lineage: Eukaryota; Viridiplantae; Streptophyta; Magnoliopsida; Sapindales; Anacardiaceae
Product: protein NRT1/ PTR FAMILY 7.2-like
Exons: 6
Coding region: 1-1887 (628 amino acids)
Biological process (GO): transmembrane transport
Cellular component (GO): membrane
Molecular function (GO): transmembrane transporter activity
Source: RefSeq, a predicted model, not a curated record